Molecule: messenger RNA, 5940 nt
Organism: Delphinapterus leucas (beluga whale)
Lineage: Eukaryota; Metazoa; Chordata; Mammalia; Artiodactyla; Monodontidae
Source: RefSeq, a predicted model, not a curated record
UUCUGUGACACUGUUAUUGUUGCCCAGGGCGCAAAGAGUCUAAACUUUUCCCCUGAGGUCAAGAAUGUGGCCGGUCCCCAAGCCGCCGGGAGCAGGGGCCUGGGUGGCUGGGGGUGGGGCUGGGGCCUCACCCCGAGCUGGGGCGAGAUGUUGGGGGGAGGGGGUCAGCGGGAACAAAACGCUUUGAAAUGCCUCCUCUCCAUCACUGCCAACAUUGUCCGCUGCCCACGGGGGGCCUGGCACCGCCUUGCCGGGGCUCCGGCCCCCAGCCCUGGCCAGACCCGGCCCGGCAUCUGAAAAUGGACAGAAGGUUAUUGUCCCUCCUCGCAGCCCUUUGUCUGCCCCAGUUCCAGAUGUCUAGGCUGGGACCAGGGAGCUGACCCAUGGUGGGCAGGGGGGAGGGGACAAAGGGGGAGAGCACGGGUCACUGCAUCCUGAGGGGUCAUUCCCAGACCCUGAGAUCCCACCCAGCCACAGCCCAGUCACCUUCUGGGCCGUCUCAGCCCUGGGAUUGUCCCUGUUCCCUUGUCUCUCCUCCCCUUCCCGGCAGACCAGGUUCCGGGCUCAGGAAGAGUUAAGGGCGCUUUGGGAUUCCCAGUGCUCUACCCCGCUAACUGUGUAAUCUGGAUAAGCUGUGCCCCUUCUCGCAGCCUUUGCUCUCGCGUGGGUAUCACUGGACCAGGGUGCAUUCAUUCACAAGAAAUGACAGAGCCCUCCUAUGUGCCUGCUCCGUGCUGGGCAUGGGGGCGCACAAUGGUGGGUGGGCCACUCAGAUCCUUCCGGAUUGUCGUUUAUAGUCGUGAUAGUAAAGGGGCAACAUUUCCCACCGACUCUCUCUGUGUCAGGUACCUGCUAACCGCUUUACCUGCAUUAUCUCAUCCUUUUCACAACAAAAUCAAGGACGCAGUAGAUAUUGUUCUUCUAUCCAUUUUCUAACUUUGGAUACUGAGAUUCCGAGAGGUAAAGUCCCUUGCCCAAAACUAGGCUGCCAGGAAGCAGCAGAGCUGGGAUCUUAGCCCAGGCUGACCGCCGCCACCGAGAGGAAUGAUCCACUAAUAAAUACUUGGAAGGUGCUGAGCGCAGAGCCUGGCACUACUCCGGACUCAGCCCACGGAGUGGGUGGUGGUGGUAAUUCCACCCGUGAGCUUCCCAUUUCACAGAUGGUGCUACUGAGGCCCAGAUCAGAGAGAGAGAAGCUCGGGGAAACUUAAAUAGCAACACCAACUGGGAUUCCAGGACCACCAGGGUCGGCCAGAGAGAGGCAGGCAGCCCAGUUUUGUUUUCAAACCCCAGUUCCGAGUGGGCUUGGGCAAGUGAUUUAGCUUCACCAUGCCUCCAUUUUCUCAUCUGUAAGAUGAAGAUAUUCCCUACUUCACAGGGUUGUUGUGAAAACUAAGUUAGGUAAUACAUUUCAAGCACUUAGCACAAUGCCUGGCACACAGCAGACAGUUAAUGAUAGCUAUUACUGUUAUUAUUCUGAAUGGGGUAACAUCUAUCCUUUUGAACCUUCCUCUCACCUGGGGUCACCUGAGGACAAGGCUCUGUUGAGAGGAGGGAGGGGCUGUGGGUUAGCAGUUGCUGAGUGGGGGUGGAGAUAGCAAUGCUUGGUCUGCUUGGGGGUUUCUAGAAGUGUUGCGACACGAUACUCCUGCAGGUCAGAGGAAGGCAGAAGGGGUCAGGCUGGGAGGGGAAGGGGCUGCCUGGCCCCAGAGGAGUUAACAGCUCCCGGGCCCUGGCCCAGCGGGACUGCCACGAUUUUAGCAGAGGAGCCAGGGCUGCUUCCUGAUGGGCAAAACAGCUGGCUGCACGAGGAAAACAGCUGGCCUGGACCCAGCCUCCUGAGGACAGAGGCAGAUUCUCAGAGGAGGACAGCUCCACAUCUGGGCUCCUGGGAGAGGAGGGCAUGGCCAAGAGCGAGAGGGUGGUCCUUUGGGGGUGGGGUGGGCAUUGGGUGGGACCCUGGAAGAUGAGGGGGCAUGGGCAGAUUCCUCGACCAGACACCAAGAUACGCUAUAUCUAAGCAGAGUGGUGACUCCAUCUGGAAUUUGGGGGUCUCAGUCUCCCCUCAAAUAGGAAAGAUGAGGGGCAGGGGAGCAGAUGGGGGGCAAGACUUCAGCGUUCAGCCCUGGGUCCGCUUGGAACCGGGCUUGGAACUUCAUGUAGGAGGGAGCCUACUGGGGCUCCUGGACCCCCACUGCCGAGCUGCACCAGGACCAGGAGCAGGGUGUGGGCUCCUGCUCUGGCCAGGAUCCUGGGCUCCCUUGGCCACAAAGCAGGACAGGGGCCCAGAGAGCCCCCAACCCAGGAGACGUGAAGCUCGCAGCUGGUAAGAGCUCCAUCCGUGCAUCCCCUCUGCCGUAGGCCCCCCGUUCCCAUCCUGCUUGGCUGCCAGGCUGUGAGGACCCGCAACCCUGGGGCUCUGUGUGGGCCCUGGGGUACUUUUAGGCUGCCCCCACCCAUUGGCAGGGAAACAGCACCUGAGACCUCGCGUUAGGUUGGGCAGGGAAGGCGGAGGGUUAAUGGGGGUGUGACCAGGGUCCACUGGACCACAGCCACCUGCCAGGGCUCCUGACCCCCAAGCCCCACAGGCCAGACACCCCUAAUUUCUCUCUGACCUAGGGGGCUCCUCUAGCCCACCUUCCUAAUCUCCAGGAAGAGGGGGUUGGCCUUCACCUUGGGUGUGCCAACCUCAGCGCCCCUCUCCCUGAUGAAGGUCACUCUUCAGGGUCCUUGCCUGUAGGCAGACCUUGGAGCUGAGGCUCCCAGAGGGGAGAAGAAGGGUGCCGGGGAGGGGGACAAUUCUUCCAGGGUCUCUGUUUCCGGAAGCCAGUGUGGAGCCUGAGGCACCGGCGCCACCACCUGGCUUUGGCCAGAACUACAAUGGCUGAGGGACGGGAGUGAAGAUGCUGUGAGGAGGGGAAUCCAGAGCCCAACUAUGUGUUGGUCCAGGGUGGUCUGGGUCCUAUUCAGCCAGAUGAACCCAAAACAAUCAUUUUCGGGGUCCUACGUGACCCCUAGAAUGAGUCCUUAGGCCCAUAGAAUAGCAGCUUCAAACUUGAGCUGGCAUCAAAAUCACCUGAAAGGCUUGUUGGUUUAACCUCCACUCCCAGAGUUUAUGAUUCAGUAGAUAUGGGGAGGGGCUUAGGAAUCUGCAUUUCUAACACUUUCCAGGUGACGCUGCUGCUGGCUCUGGUCCAGGGACCAUGUUUUGAGAACCACUGCUUUAGAAUUUCGGCGGGUUUGGCGCAAUAUUACCUUUGCAGAGUACGCCGUAUUAUUAUAUGUGAAGGCAAAAAAAUGAGUGGCCGGAGCAGUGCCGGUGCUGGCGAUGGAGGCGAGGACGAUGACGCGCUGGGGACGCCAGGCUCGGACCGCGGCGGGAUGACGUCUGCAGGUGUGCCACAGACCACAACGUGGACAACACCACAGAGAUGCUGCAGGAGUGGCUGGCUGCUGUGGGCGAUGACUAUGCCGCUGUGGUCUGGAGGCCUGAGGGGGAGCCCAGGUGGUGACCUGAGGGGAACGUUCUGGGGAAGAUGGACAACAGCUGCAGCCCAGAGAAGGUCCUACCCAGACGAGGAGGGCCCUAAGCACUGGACCAAAGAACGGCACCAGUUUCUGAUGGAGCUGAAACAGGAAGCCCUGACCUUUGCCAGGGACUGGGGGGCCGACUAUAUCCUGUUUGCAGACACGGACAACAUUCUGACCAACAACCAGACACUGCGGCUUCUGAUCGAGCAGCGGCUGCCCGUGGUGGCCCCGAUGCUGGACUCUCAGACCUACUACUCCAAUUUCUGGUGUGGGAUCACCCCCCAGGGCUACUACCGCCGCACAGCCGACUACUUCCCUACCAAGAACCGCCAGCGCCGGGGCUGCUUCCGUGUCCCCAUGGUCCACUCCACCUUCCUGGUAUCCCUGCGGGCGGAGGGGACAGAACAGCUGGGCUUCUACCCCCCUCACCCCAACUAUACCUGGCCCUUCGACGACAUCAUCAUCUUCGCCUACGCCUGUCAGGCUGCUGGGGUCUCGGCCCACGUGUGCAACGAGCACCGUUAUGGGUACAUGAACGUACCUGUGAAAUCCCACCAGGGGCUGGAGGAUGAGAGAGUCAACUUCAUCCACCUGAUCUUGGAAGCGCUGGUGGAUGGGCCCCCCAUGUGGGCCUCAGCUCAUGUGUCCCGGCCCCCAAAGAGGCCCAGCAAGAUGGGGUUUGAUGAGGUGUUUGUCAUCAGCCUGGCCCGCCGGCCCAACCGCCGAGAGCGCAUGCUGAGUUCGCUCUGGGAGAUGGAGAUCUCUGGGCGUUUGGUGGAUGCCGUGGAUGGCCGGACACUCAACAGCAGUGUCAUGAGGAGCCUCGGCGUGGACCUGCUUCCCGGCUACCAGGACCCCUACUCGGGCCGCACACUGACCAAGGGCGAGGUGGGCUGCUUCCUCAGCCACUACUCCAUCUGGGAGGAGGUGGUUGCCCGGGGCCUGGCCCAGGUCGUGGUGUUUGAGGACGACGUGCGUUUUGAAAGCAAUUUCAAGAUGCGGCUGGAGCUGCUGAUGAAGGAGGUGGAGGCGGAGAAACUUCCUUGGGACCUGAUCUACCUCGGCCGGAAGCAGGUGAACCCUGAGGAGGAGGCAGCUGUGGAGGGGCUGCCGCACCUGGUGGUAGCUGGCUACUCGUACUGGACACUGGCGUACGUCCUGAGCCUGGCUGGCGCCCGCAAGCUGCUGGCCUCCGAGCCCCUGCGCCGAAUGCUGCCCGUGGAUGAGUUCCUGCCCAUCAUGUUUGACCAGCACCCCAAUGAGCAGUACAAGGCACACUUCUGGCCGCGGGACCUGCGGGCCUUCUCAGCCCGGCCCCUGCUUGCUGCUCCCACCCACUACGCGGGGGACGCUGAGUGGCUCAGCGACACAGAGACGUCCUCGCCCUGGGACGAUGACAGCGGCCGCCUCGUCAGCUGGAGUGGCUCUUAUAAGACCCUGCGGGACCCCCGCCUGGACCUGGCCGGCAGCAGUGGGCACAGCCUCCAUCCCCACCCCCAGGAUGAGCUCUAGGUGGGCCUCGGUUUUCUCUCGCCUUCAACGACUGACUCUGUGUUUGGGUCUCCCUUUCCUCUUCUCAGCUGUCUUCUCUCUCUCCCUCUCUCUGUCUCGGGCUUUCUCUCUCUCUGUCUCUGUUUGUAUCUUUGACUGUGUCUGCAUUUCUCUGUCCACCUCUAACUCCCUCUCGCUCGCUCUCUUUCUCUCUGCCCAUCUCUAUCUCUUUGUGUCUCUCACUAUCUCUGUAUCUGUUUCUGUCUCUGUCUCUCACUGUCCAACUCUAGUUCUUUCUACUUCUCUCCUCUUACCUCUCUUGUCCCACCAGGUCAGGGUGGUGACUCCAGAGAAAUACCAGGGAAUAGGCCAUAGCUGUCCAGGGAGCAGAGCAAGAGCCGCCACCAGGAACCAUAGACCCAGUAGAGACCUGGCUGCCACCUUGGGCAUGGCCACUCUGCCCUCUGGACUCAUCUUCCAUUGGGAGAAACCACUCAGAGACGGGUCCCCUUCCCCAAAGGUCACGUAGCACAAGGGCAGGGCUCGCAGGCCCUCUUACUUUGCCAGCCUGAUUCCGGGCCUGGGGUGGAGGGAAGAAGGGAGGGCCCCCAGCCUUCAGUUUCAAGCUGGGCGGACACAGGAGCCCUGCCCCCAGCUGAGGACCCAGCUGCUGGGGCCCCUCUGCCACCUUCUACCUCCACCUCAGUUCCCUAUCCAGCUUGACACAUGGGUCUCACCUGCCACCCUCUUCCCUGGCCAGUGGGAAGUGCAGGGAGGUGGGAGGAGGACCCAGCACACAGUAGGCCCUCAAUAAAAGCUGGCUGGUAUUGCACUUUAUACUUUUUAACUCAUGGUUGAGCCUCUUUGUGUGUCCUGAGGGCUGGGAGGGAGGCGUUCCUGAUCUGUGAAUGAGCAGGU